This is a messenger RNA of Dioscorea cayenensis subsp. rotundata (Guinea yam), 3422 nucleotides long. RefSeq lists its product as uncharacterized. Lineage: Eukaryota; Viridiplantae; Streptophyta; Magnoliopsida; Dioscoreales; Dioscoreaceae. The transcript is spliced from 5 exons. Gene Ontology annotation, molecular function: RNA binding. The record is from RefSeq and is a predicted model, not a curated record. The coding region runs from base 144 to 3212 and encodes 1022 amino acids.
UUCAUCCCGCAGCCAAAAUGGAGCUCCGUUUCCAGAACGGAGGUAGAUGAUCCAUGGUCGAUCGCCUGAAAUCGAGCUUCCUUCUCAGUGAGAAAUUCCUCUUUUUUUCCUCUUUCGAUUGAUAGUCUGGUUCCUAGGAUUCAAUGAGGUUUCGAAGAUGGUAUUGUUCUCUUUCUUCGUUGCCAUCUCCUUCCAAGAAGGUUUCCAAGCGGAGCGAAGUGGCCAAGGUGAAGAGAACCAUGGCUAUCAAGUCCUUCGUUCAGAGGUAUAUGCUGGCAAACCCUGGAGUCUUUCCCAAACCAACAGAAGUUCGUGAUGCUGUUGGUGGAUCAUGGAACAUUGUGAAAGAAAUUCUCGCAAAAAUGAAAGCAGAGAUGCUGCCUGCUUCUCAAAUUGAUCAGUCAACUGCAAGUACAAGCUUCGUAGCAGAUGGUUCUGAUGCUAAAGAGGUGGAAGGAAAUAUGGGCAGUGGCACAGUCAACACAGAUGAAGGGUUUGGGGCAUUAACUGAAAUGCUCGAUGUGGCAAAAUCGCGUACCAUGGAAGAUAAAGAUUCAGCAGUUUUAGCAUCAGUGAAGAAUUCAGAAAAUUUUGAGGUGCUUCAACCCAAAAAGAGGCAAGAAACAAUGGAGGAUUUCACAACUUCUGGUUCUGUUAGCAACCAGCAUUUACUUUGUUUAAUGAAUCAAAUUGUUGGAGAAGGAAAACAGAAUACAGUGGCUAAAGAUACUCAUAGACACUCCUUGAAGGCAAAAACUCUGGAAGAUGCUUCUUCACCCUGCAGAAGUGAGGGCUACAGAAGAAGAAUAGAUGGCAUGGCUUCAAGUCAUUAUUCCUUGGCUCCGAACCAGAAAAACUCAGAAUUAGACAACACAUCACCCAGAAAUCCUGUUAGUUUGGUUGAGUUAUUUACCCAUAGAGCUGAAAAGAUCAGUUUUGAUUGCCCAAAUGUUAACACUUUGAAGAGAGUGACACCUGUGAAUUUUAGUGAGGAAGGCCCCAGCUCAAUGAAUCAAACUGUUGGAGCAGAAGAAAACGAACAAACUACAGUGACUGCAGAUACUAAUAGGUACUCCUUUAAGGCCAAAUCUCUGGAAGAUGCUUCUUCUCCCUGCAGAAGUGAAGAUUACGGAAGAAGGAUAGGUGGCAUGGCUUCAAAUCAUGAUUCCUUGGCCCUGGACCAGAGAAACUCAGAAUUGGGCAAAACAUCACCCAGAAAUCUUCCUAGUUUGGUUGAGUUAUUUAACCGAAAUGCUGAAAAUAUUGUGCUUGACUGCCCAAAUGUUGACACUAUGAAGAAAGUGACACCUGUAAAUCUUAGUGAGGAAGGCCCUGGUUCACUUGAAAAUCUCAAAAAACAUCCAAACUUGAGUUACAAUUAUGUGUUUGGUGAAAAGAUCAUGAAACAAGCUGAUUAUUUAAAGCUUAAGAAAGUGCAUAGUGAGGAAUCCGAGAUGCAACUGGGAGUUAAAGGCAAUCUUGAUGGUAUUGUUAAGCUUACAAGGGAUACACUAAAGAUGGAAUCUUGGGCUGAUAAAUCUUCGAAUAAAAUUAAUUUACCUUGCAAAGAAGCUUCUGUAGGAAAUUCAAAGGCGUUUGUACAUCAGAGCUUGAAACAUUUGGGUUUGAACGAUCAGCAUACAUCCAGGAGCCAGCUUGAGAAGAAACAGGCUAAUAUGCCUUCUGAAGGCCCUGGUUCACUUGAACGUCUCAAUAAACAUCCGAACUUGAGUUACGAUUAUGCGUUUGGUGAAAAGAUUAUGAAACAAGCGGAUUAUUUAAAGCUUAAGAAAGUACACAGUGAGGAGUUCGAGAUGGAACUGGGAGUUAAAGGCAGUCUUGAUGGUAUUGUUAAGCUCACAAGUGAUACGCUAAAGAUGGGAUCUUGGGCUAAUGAAUCUUCGAAUAAAAUUAAUUUACUUCGCAAAGGAGCUUCUGUAGGAAAUUCAAAGGCGUUUGUACAUCAGAGCUUGAAACAUUUGUGUUUGAACGAUCAGCAUACAUCCAGGAGCCAGCUUGAGAAGAAACAGGCUAAUAUGCCUUAUGAAGUAACUGAAAGUGAAGAAAAUGAGGAUUCAAAUUGCUUAAAACUGGAGACAAUUCUAUUGGACAAAGAUGAGAAGGCAGUGGACACAUCUGAUGGGCUGAACUCUCUAUUUAUCAGUGAUGAGAGUGAUUCUGAUAUCUCUGCUUUUGAAUAUCCAAGUCCUGAACCAAAUAAUGAGGUUCUUUCUUCAAUGAAAGGAUUUCAUGUAAAUAUAAAUCGACACGAUGAAAAAAUCGCCCUUGACAACAGGCUGCUGGUGUAUUUUUUGCCUAAAAUAGCCAAGGUGAAAGAUCUUAUCCAAGCUUUUGGUGACUCUGGGCCUAUUUCUGAAAUCAAUAUACUUCCAUCAAGGGAAAACCGUUUCAACUAUGCGCAAGUUUUCUUCAAGACAAACGAGGGACUGAGAAAAGCUCUAAGCAAAACCGAUGUGGCUGUAGGUGGUGCUGAUGUUGCUAUGAAGGCUGCCAUUACACCAUCAGAGAUAUGUGACAGAAUGUUUUGUACAGAGCAAGUUAACAAUGCAGAUUUCCCUGACCAUUUUCUAAAACAUCCAAGCCGAACAGUCGUUAUAAAUGGAUUACCUGACAAUUUAUCUUUUAAUCACCUGAAGUGUGCACUCUCUACCUGGGGAAGAAUCACCAGCGUUGUUAUGGGAGCUUCCGUUUCCACCGUAUUCGUUGAAUUUGAGUCGGAAAAAUCAAAAGAAAGAGCUCUCGCCAAAGCGACCAUCUCAAUAUCAGGAUUAACACUAUCUAUCCUUCGGGUGGAUGCCCCGAAAACAACCAUCAUCCGAAUAUCAAAUGUGAAUCCUGUCAGCGGAGCAACAAAAGUUCACUCAAUCUGUGAUUCAUUCGGAAAAGUCAAGAAAGUGACCGGACGAUAUAUCGACACUUUCGACAUCCAUUUCAAAUUGUCAGAAUGGUCCAACAUGUUGAAGAUUAUCAACAGGUUAAACGGCCUCGUAGUUGAUCAGCACAAAUGGACUGCACAACCGGCAACUCUCAUUCCAGCUGAGGUACUUCAAGCACUAUGGAACAAACCUGAAGGUCAAAAACAAGUGCAUGAGUUGGUUCGAAAUAUUUGCGAAAGAAUAAGCGAUGAAUCGAUAGAUACAUCGAUAGAUACAUCUUUGCUUAGCCUCGCAGAAGAAUAUUCAAGAUCAUGAGAUCUUCGUUAAAUUCUUUGAACUUAAUACAUGCAGACUUAUGAAGCUAUUUUUGGUGAUUUUGAUUCAUAUGUUUAUAUCAACUACUGAUGAAACCUCAUCUGGUUGAUCCCUCUUUUUGUAGACCAUGUCAUUGUAAUCACUUAGUUCUCUGUUUGAGCAGCAGAAAAUUUUGUCAAUGUAACUCUCUGUUUGUGUGCUCUUUUUUUU